AUGUUUCCUCUGGAGCUCCUCGCUCUGCUCUUCAUCUCCGCCGCCGCUCCUCCAGCCCCGAAGGAGGAGAAGAAAAAGGAGGAGGAGAAGAAGAAGGAGGGGCAGGGGGCCGGGGGGGCGGAGAGCAGACAUGACCUGGUCUUCAGGAGGGGGGACCUGCUGGAAGUCCCCCGGACUCUGUUCACACACUUCGGGAUCUACCUGGGGGGGGGCAGAGUGGCGCACUUCAUCCCCGACAUCAUGCCGGUGGUCUCGGAGGACCGGCUCCGGAUCCGGCAGAUGGUGACCAACACCAGACUGAUCCUGGGAGUCCUGGCCAAGUGCGGCAGUGUGAGAGUGGACUCGCUGGAGGACUUUGCUUACGGAGCGGAGAUACUGAUCAACCCCAUGGACCAGAUGUGCAGCCGGAAGGCGCUGGGUGGAGAGGAGGUGGCGCAGCGGGCGGAGAAGCUGCUGGGAGACGUCCCCUACAGCCUGCUGUGGUACAACUGUGAGCACUACGUCAUGUACUGCCGCUACGGCACCGUCACCAGCUUCCAGACCUUCCAGUUCUGCAAGACGGUGAGGAAUCUGCUGCUGAGUCGGCGCGUUGCCAAGACGACGGGCGCCCUGGCGACGUGCCUGCUGGUCUACGUGAGGGCGACGAGCGCCUGGUCCGUCUCGCUGGCGCUGCUGCUGCCCUUCCUCAUCUGGAUGGCCUCGUGAACGCCAGGACACGUGCUCGGACCAGUCAUGUUUGGUUGAGAGGAAGCCCCGCCCACAUCACCCCGAGGGGCGGGGCUUCUCAACACGGGGGCGGGGCCACUUAUUGAUUUCCUGCUUCAUGUUUCCGUCUCCGAUCACAUCGUUUUCAGUCUUUGAUGUUUCUUUCCUGCUUGAUGUUGAAUAAAUUCUUUCCUUUCAGUCGUAAUAACUUUAUAUUUUUCUUUAUACUUUUCUUUAUACUUUAUACUUUAUAGAAUAUUGUGAUUUUCUGUAAUGCAAAAAUGUCAUACAUUCUGGAUUCAUUACAAA
Cololabis saira (Pacific saury) is the source of this 1014-nucleotide messenger RNA. Its product is annotated as lecithin retinol acyltransferase-like. The coding region runs from base 1 to 705 and encodes 234 amino acids. Gene Ontology annotation, biological process: retinol metabolic process. The transcript has 5 exons. Lineage: Eukaryota; Metazoa; Chordata; Actinopteri; Beloniformes; Belonidae. The record is from RefSeq and is a predicted model, not a curated record. Gene Ontology annotation, molecular function: phosphatidylcholine-retinol O-acyltransferase activity.